This is a messenger RNA of Salarias fasciatus (jewelled blenny), 1300 nucleotides long. Its product is annotated as adenosine receptor A1. The transcript is spliced from 2 exons. Gene Ontology annotation, molecular function: G protein-coupled adenosine receptor activity. Gene Ontology annotation, biological process: G protein-coupled adenosine receptor signaling pathway. The record is from RefSeq and is a predicted model, not a curated record. Lineage: Eukaryota; Metazoa; Chordata; Actinopteri; Blenniiformes; Blenniidae. Gene Ontology annotation, cellular component: plasma membrane; synapse; dendrite. Bases 266 to 1258 code for a protein of 330 amino acids.
AGUGACGAUGCUCUGGUACCCAGUCCCUGUGCAGAGCUUCACUAACAUGCACAGGACUGAUCGUUCAGAGAGCCUUCAUGAACACAAGGGGAACUCACUGUGUAAAUGUGGCAAAGAGAGGAAAUGCUCCUCUCCCAGUCAGAUAAUGUACAAAUCAGAGGAUGGUUUUGCUGAAGAAGACCCCAAAGUGGAGAGAAGAAGUUCCAAGUAGUUUAUUUUUUUCAGAGCAUCCAUAAAAAGUAGACUGGACCUGAAGAGAAAAAAGAUGUCUUCCUCUCCUGGUAUCAAGCCACGGGAGCAUGUGGACUUGUUGUACAUCUCCAUAGAGACAGCCAUCGCUCUGGCUUCGGUGAUGGGAAACGUUCUGGUGGUGGUGGUGGUGUGUGUGAACCGGGCGCUCCGUGACACCACCUUCUCCUUCAUCGUGUCUCUGGCCGUGGCCGACAUCGCCGUGGGAGUUCUGGUCAUUCCUCUAGCUAUUAUCAUCAGUCUGGGAUUCAGCACUCAAUUCUACACCUGCCUCUUCCUCUCCUGCCUGCUGCUCAUCAUCACUCAGAGCUCCAUCCUGUCCCUGCUGGCUAUAGCCAUCGACAGAUACCUGCGGGUCAAGAUUCCCACCAGGUACAGCAUCAUAGUGACCCAGGGGAGGGCUUAUGUGGCUGUGUGUCUGUGCUGGAUCCUCUCCUUCCUCACUGGACUGGUCCCGAUGAUCGGCUGGAAUAACCGCGACGCCCAGGGAAACUUCAGUAUCUCCAGCGAGAUCAUCUGCGAGUUCACCACGGUCAUGAGGAUGGAUUACAUGGUGUACUUCAACUUCUUCGGCUGGGUGGUGGUGCCGCUGACGAUAAUGAUCGUCCUGUACGGCGAAAUCUUCCGGGUUAUCCGGCGGCAGCUGAACCGCCGAGCUGAGGCCACGUGCGACGCAGACAGGUAUUAUCAGAAGGAGCUGAAGCUGGCCAAAUCACUGGCCUUGGUGGUCUUCCUCUUUGCCGUGUGCUGGCUGCCGAUACACAUCAUGAACUGCAUUAACUUCUUUUGCCCAAAGUGUUACGUUCCCAAGUUCGCCUUGUACACUGGGAUCUUCAUGUCCCACGUGAACUCGGCCCUCAAUCCCAUGGUUUAUGCGUUCAGGAUAAAGCGGUUCCGUGUCACGCUGAUCCAAAUCACUCGCCGUUGCAUGUUAUGUAAAGCAGCAGAGCCCACCCCAUGUCCCAGCAGCACACCGGCCCUGACUGAAAAAGUGGAUGUAAACCUAUAAAAAGAGCUGCAGUACCUGUUUGUUCAUGGCUUCCUGUAGGAA